AUGGGAAACAACCAGUCAUCGGGUUCCAAGUCGGCCAUGCCGUCGUCGUCACAGCCACCGACCUCGUCCCCUACCACCACCACCACUACCGCCGUCUCCUCGCACGACGCAGCACGACAUCUCACCACCGCCGGCAUCCCCUCUUCGCGCACCAGCAAGGACUCGUCGGCGUCCUCGUCAGCGCGCAACAUCCUCCCCGCCCAGGCCCCUCACCGCUCCGCCGCCGCCCCUCCCGAGCCCUCGCUCGCCCAGGCCCAGGGUUCGACCUCCACCGCGUCCUCGUCGCGGCCCAAGAGCAUCUCGGCCGCCAGCUCGUCCCUGCCGCCCGUCUCCUCCCUCGCCGGCUCGCCACACAACACCGUCCCCGGCUCCCACCACCAGCCGGCCCCCGUCCCUGCCGCAGCGCCUAUACCCAUCGCCGAGCCCUCCAAGCCUGUUGACGUCCCCGGAGUUGGCGCCGGCACUCCCGGCUUCUCCCGCACCCCGGGCAUCAACCGCACCGACUCCGAGAUGGCUGAAGCGCACCUCAUCGCCAGCGGCAGCAUCACCGACAUGUACAAUGCUCGACCGCCCCGCCUGCCGCUGCCCAUCGAGGAAGAGGUGCAUACGCCUGGCUCGCCUAUUCUGGGCCCCGACGAGACGGCCGCGGGAGGCGAGAUCCCCGAGCUCGAGCACGAGUCUUCGGACGGUCUGACGAGGAAGAGCUCCGGCAUCAGCCAGACCACAUUUGAUGACGAGGACUCGCACGAACUACGCGUUGACAGAUCCCGCCCCGUCGUGCCUACACGGAUCGAAUGGAACGGCGGAGGUGAAAAGGUCUAUGUCACCGGAACCAUCUUCCAAUGGAGCAGAAAACAACGUCUGCACCCGGUCGAGGGCAAGCCGGGAUGCUUCGCCGGCAUCAUCUACGUGCUCCCAGGCACUCACCAUGUCCGCUUCGUCGUGGACACCAUCAUGAAGACGUCGCCUGACCUGCCGACUACGGUCGAUUUCGGUAACAACUUGGUCAACUACAUCGAAGUCAGCGCCGAGAUGGCCGCUCAGCCGCUCGCCGAGGCGGCCGUGCCCGGUCCCGACGGCCAGGUCAAGCCUAUCGUCCCUACCGCCACCACUGCCACCACCACUACCGCCGCCACUCCCUCGGCAGAGGAGCCGCCCAAGCCCGCCAAGUACAAGGCCAUCCCGCCGCGCGACAGCUACCGCCGCCAGAUCCCCAAGUACCUCGUCGACUUUGACCAGGCCGAGGAGUCGCCCGCGUACCAAAGCGCCGUCAGCGCCAUCGAGAAGCUCCCCACCCCGCCCGGCCUGCCCGGCUUCCUCAGCAAGCCCAUCCUCAACGCGGCCACGCUGAUGAAGGACGACAACAGCGUGCUCAACAUGCCCAACCACACGGUGCUGAACCAUCUCGCCACCAGCAGCAUCAAGAACAAUGUCCUCGCCGUGUGUGCGACGACGAGAUAUCGCGGCAAGUAUGUGACGACGAUAGUAUACAAGCCCACCUCUGCGGACGAGGGCUAA
Molecule: messenger RNA, 1518 nt
Organism: Cordyceps fumosorosea ARSEF 2679
Lineage: Eukaryota; Fungi; Ascomycota; Sordariomycetes; Hypocreales; Cordycipitaceae
Product: 5-AMP-activated protein kinase, beta subunit, interaction domain protein
Exons: 3
Coding region: 1-1518 (505 amino acids)
Biological process (GO): signal transduction
Cellular component (GO): nucleus; cytoplasm; nucleotide-activated protein kinase complex
Molecular function (GO): protein kinase binding
Source: RefSeq, a predicted model, not a curated record